Vicia faba (fava bean) is the source of this 1053-nucleotide messenger RNA. Lineage: Eukaryota; Viridiplantae; Streptophyta; Magnoliopsida; Fabales; Fabaceae. The record is from the annotation of a GenBank genome assembly.
AUGAAGGUUUAUGGUUGGAUUGCAAUAACCAUUUGCAUGGUGAUUUGUCUUAAUCCAUGCAUCUGUUUAGAAGAAACUGAUGAAGGAAAUUGCAAUAUAUAUGAAGGAAGUUGGGUUUACGAUGAAUCUUACCCUCUUUAUGACUCUUCAAAAUGUCCUCAUAUUCGUUUGGAAUACGAUUGCUUGAAAUAUGGAAGAACUGAUAAAGAGUAUCUCAAAUAUAGAUGGCAACCUACCAAUUGUAACCUAUCAAGUUUUGAUGGAAAAAGUUUCUUGACAAAAUUCAAGGGAAAACAAAUCAUGUAUAUUGGAGAUUCAGUGAGUUUGAACCAAUGGCAAUCAUUUAUAUGUAUGCUUCAUUCAAUUUUACCUAACGCUACUGUAACACAAGUGGAUGGUGAACCCAUCACAAACCACACAUUCCAGGAGUAUGGAGUUUCAGUUAUUGUCUACCAUAGUACAUAUUUAGUUGACAUUGAAGUGGAAAAAAUUGGUAGAGUAUUGAAACUCGAUUCUCUCAAAGGAGGAAACAUAUGGAAAGAAAUGGAUGUUUUGGUUUUCAACACUUGGCUUUGGUGGUACCGCAGUGGGCCCAAACAACCAUGGGAUUAUAUUCAAAUAGGAGACAAAAUAGUGAAAGACAUGGAUAGAAUGGAAGCUUUUAAAACGGGUUUGACAACUUGGGCUAAAUGGGUUGAUACAGAUGUUGAUACAACCAAAACCAAAGUUCUUUUCCAAGGAAUUUCUCCUAUGCACUACCAUGGAGAAGAAUGGAAUGAGCCAGGAGUAACAAAUUGUGCAAAAGAGACAACACCAAUAAAUGGAUUAUCAUCAACGUCUGGAUUACCAAAAGCAUCAUAUGUAUUGGAGAGUGUUUUGGAGAAAAUAACAAAGCAUGUUCAUCUUCUUAAUAUUACAGCUCUUUCAGAAUUGAGAAAAGAUGGACAUCCUAGUUCUCAUAAUGGCUUCCAUGGCAUGGAUUGUACACAUUGGUGUGUAGCCGGGGUUCCAGAUACUUGGAAUUUGCUUUUGCUUGAAUCAAUUAUGAAUUAG